This is a messenger RNA of Lolium rigidum, 1306 nucleotides long. Its product is annotated as embryonic protein DC-8-like. NCBI's taxonomy places the organism in Eukaryota, Viridiplantae, Streptophyta, Magnoliopsida, Poales, Poaceae. The transcript has 2 exons. The coding region runs from base 1 to 1167 and encodes 388 amino acids. The record is from RefSeq and is a predicted model, not a curated record.
AUGGCGGUCAUGUCGCGCUCCAACAGGCUCGCGGCGACGGCGCUGCUGGUGCUGCUCGCGCUGGCGGCGGGCGUGGCGGCGAAGAAGACGCAGGACGACGUGGCGGCGGAGGCGGCGGCUGGCAAGGAGGACGAGACGUGGACGGGGUGGGCCAAGGAGAAGAUCUCCGAGGGGCUGGGGCUGAAGCACCUCGACGAGGAGGAGGCCGCGCGCAAGGCCGGCGAGACCGCCAAGUCCACGCGCGAGACCGCCCAGCACGCCGCCUCCGAGACGGGGAGGCAGGUGAGCGGCAAGGCCGGGGACGCCAAGGAGGCGGCGGAGCAGGCGGCCACCGGGGCGGCGAACAAGGCCGGGCAGGCCAAGGACACGGCGAAGGAGGCGGUGAAGGGCACCGCCGGCGAGGCGUCCAAGAAGGCGGAGCAGGCCAAGCACAAGACCAAGGAGGCUGCGGACUCGGCCGCCAAGACGGGCGCUGAGACGCACGAGCGGUCGAAGCAGGGCAAGGCCAAGGUCGAGGAGACGGCCAAGGAGAAGGCCGGCCAGGGGUACGAGACGCUCAAGCAAACCACGGACGCGGCCGCCGAGAAGGCUGGCACUGCCAAGGACACCGCGGCUGAGAAGGCAGCGGCCGCCAAGGACACGGCGGCUGAGAAGGCCGCUGCCGCCAAGGACACUGCCGCCGAGAAGGCCGCUGCCGCCAAGGACACUGCCGCCGAGAAGGCCGCUGCCGCCAAGGACUCGACGUGGCAGGCGCAGGAGACGCUCAAGAAGUACAACGACGAAGCCGCCGCCAAGGGCAAGGCAGCGAAGGACACGGCCGCGGAGAAGGCCGCGGCCGCGAAGGACACUGCCGCAGAGAAGGCAGCUGCCGCGAAGGACGCGGCGGUGAAGAACGCCGAGGUGGCGAAGGACACUGCCGCGGAGAAGGCUGCAGCAGCGAAGGACGCAACCUUGGAGAAGACACAGUCCGCGAAGGACGCAGCGUGGGAGACGGCGGAGGCGGCGAAGCAUAAGGCCGGCGAGGGGUACGAGAAGGCGAAGGAGAAGGCGUGGGAGACCGCAGAGGCGACCAAGGAGAAGCUCGGGGAGGUGAAGGACAAGGUCACCGGCGCGGCAUCCGAGGCGGCCGGCAGGGACAAGAAGCAGCGGAGGGACGACGAGCUGUGAAGGAGCUUAAGCAUGAUCUACAUUUCUGGCCGUAGUUCUUGAAUCUUGGGGAUGUUUACAGUGCUCGCGUUGCGUCGCUCUAGUUUUUUUUUACGUUGUUCCUUGUACAAUAAUGUGACCCCUCUGUAGAGAACCUUGC